AAAUUGAAAGAAAAAAGAGGAAAGGAAAACUUGUCAAGUUGUCUGUUUCUUCAAAUCAAAAGAAUCUGAUCCGUGAAAAUAUUUUGUGCCUUUCUCUGUCUAUAAACAAAAAAUGAACCAUCUUUUAAAUACGUUUGCAAUAAAAAUUAUAUCACCUUCUCAUAACCUUUGAAACCUGUGCUUGCAGAAGGGUAGCAUAAUAGGGUAUCUACUUACUAAAAAUAAAUAUUGUUCUCCCGGUUGCGCAAUAUGGCGAACUCUCCUCAGCUGCUGUGAAAAUUUCAAUGUUGUAGGUACUUAGUUUUGUGAUUGUGACAUGCUCUAAUAAUCAUAGGACUUCUAAUCGUUUAGUGUACGUACAGUUAUUUUAAUUUAAAGUGUGAUGGGACAGUUGGUGUUUUUGUGCAGUUAAAGAAACGGUGCAUUAGACACUAGUGUUAAUUUUUUGUUUUGGAAACCUAAAAGGAAAUCCAUCAAGCUGGAGCGCCUACCAGAGUACCUGCGCGACACUGUCGACUGGUUUAUGGGGUGAGUGUACGGCGCUAACAUCAUCUCGCGAAUGUUGUCCUCUAUGCCAUGUUGGACUGCCUGUGGAAGGCGCGGCGCAAGGAUCGCGAGGGCGAGCCAGCCGGCGACCCCAAGCUGUACCUGCAGGAGGCGCUGCUGGAGCGGAAGCUGCCGGAGCUGGAUAUGCGUCAGCUCGUCGACCUACCGCACGGACUAGAUUACAACGAAUGGCUCGCCUCUCACACUUUGGCGUUGUUCGAUCACGUGAACCUGCUGUACGGCACGGUGUCGGAGUUCUGCACGGCCGCGUCGUGUCCGGACAUGGCGGGCCCGGGCGGCCGCAGCUACGCUUGGUACGACGAGCGCGGCAAGAAGUCCCGCGUCGCCGCGCCGCAGUACGUCGACUACGUCAUGACCUAUACACAGAAGACGGUCAAUGACGAAACCAUUUUUCCUACUAAAUACGCGAACGAGUUCCCGUCAGCGUUCGAGAGCGUGGUCCGGCGCGUGGUGCGGCUGCUGUUCCACGUGGUGGCGCACCUGUACGCCGCGCACUUCCGCGAGCUGGCGCUGCUGCGGCUGCACGCGCACCUGCACCUCACCUUCGCGCACCUCACCGCGCUCGACCGCCGCUUCGCGCUGCUCGACCACAAGGAGACAGAGGUGCUGCGUGACCUGGAGCUGGCGCUGCGGCUGUGGGACGCCGGGGACGGGCCCGGGGGCCCGGGCGGGACCGCAGGGCCCGCGGAGGACGAGCGGCGCCGGUCCCCAGUCGUGACGCAGCCGCUCGCCACCGCGUAACUCCUCGACGUUGUUAAUUCUAUUGUAAAUAUUUCGAUCUGUUAAGUAGUUCUAGGUGAUUACGUUUAGUUUACCUUAUAAUUUGUGAUCGCUUUGGUUGUAAAUAAAAGUGAUAUUUGUUUAAACUAAUAAACUGAAAGCUUUAUGA
Molecule: messenger RNA, 1456 nt
Organism: Plodia interpunctella (Indianmeal moth)
Lineage: Eukaryota; Metazoa; Arthropoda; Insecta; Lepidoptera; Pyralidae
Gene: Mob2
Product: Mob2
Exons: 6
Coding region: 577-1308 (243 amino acids)
Biological process (GO): signal transduction; positive regulation of protein phosphorylation
Cellular component (GO): cytoplasm; nucleus
Molecular function (GO): protein kinase activator activity
Source: RefSeq, a predicted model, not a curated record